AGGAGGGUAGGGUCGGAAGCUUCUUCACCACCGCCACCGAUUCUUGCUGUUCUUGUGACACCACGAAAUGAGCUGCUGCAGCAACAUCUCCUUUAAUCGUCUCUUCUCACCGGGACCAUCUUCCUUCAUCUCCUCCUCUAAACCAUGCCGGUUGAGAUCCAAUAAUUUUCGGAUAUUUUUCUAUUCUAAUAGCAGGAGGAAGCAAAAAUCUUAUUCAUCCCAGUCAUGAUCGCGGCAGAAAGCUUCUUCCCUCAGGAUAUGCCGGGGAGUUCAGGCGGAGGCUGGUUCCGGAAUGACGGCGGCGGCGGCGGCAAUGGAGGGUUCAAAAUUCGACUAUUCUGGCACGCAAGCAAUGAAGAACAAUGGAAUCAAGACCCCACCUUCUGGUAUAUAGGGAAUACUUUAGAUAAAUGCAUUGGGAUUGCUAAUGAGAUUGGGAAGUUUCCUUUGAUCAUAAGGCUGGCACUGGUGGUGACAUUGCAUAUAACAAGGAGGAGUUUGAGGACAUUUGUAAAGCGGGAUUGGCUGGGAGCUGAACUUCACUGGUUCUGGUGGAGAAAUCUUUGUUGGGGUGGAAAGAAUAUGAGCUUGAGGUGAUGAGGUAUUUGGCUGAUAAUGUUGUGAUUAUAUGUUCUAUUGAGAAUAUUGAUCCAAUGGGGGUGCAUACAGGGGAUUCUAUUACAGUGACACCGGCGCAGACACUAACAGAUAAGGAGUAUCAGAGGCUGCGUGAUUGUUCAAUUAAGAUUAUCGAGGAGAUUGGAGUGGAGUGUGGGGCUCCAAUGUUCAGUUUGCACUUAAUCCUGUGGAUGGAGAGGUGAUGGUGAUUGAGAUGAACCCUAGGGUCUCAAGGUCCUCUGCUUUGGCUUCAAAAGCUACAGGGUUUCCUAUAGCUCAAAUGGCUGCUACGUUAUCUGUUGGAUACACUUUGAAUCAGAUUCCGAAUCCCCUGCUAGUUUUGAGCCUUCCAUUGAUUAUGCGGUCACCAAGAUCAGUUUUUGUACGUGGCUACUAAAUCCAUUCUCCCCUAUGUCUGUUCUUGAAGUUUUGAUGUUGGUGAGCAUGAACUUGCGUCCUCAACAUAGUAGGAUAGGAACAUGCUAUUUAGAUUCUUCUUUCACACUUCACAGUGUCGAUUUGAUUGUGUUUCGUUUCGUCUCAUUUAUAAUAAUCAUUUCUGGUCAUG
Molecule: messenger RNA, 1186 nt
Organism: Rubroshorea leprosula
Lineage: Eukaryota; Viridiplantae; Streptophyta; Magnoliopsida; Malvales; Dipterocarpaceae
Source: the annotation of a GenBank genome assembly